Molecule: messenger RNA, 192 nt
Organism: Gekko japonicus
Lineage: Eukaryota; Metazoa; Chordata; Lepidosauria; Squamata; Gekkonidae
Product: metallothionein-like
Exons: 1
Coding region: 1-192 (63 amino acids)
Molecular function (GO): metal ion binding
Source: RefSeq, a predicted model, not a curated record
AUGGAUCCUCAGGACUGCCCAUGCACUACUGGUGGUUCUUGUACCUGUGCUGGUUCCUGCAAAUGUAAAAAUUGCAAAUGUACUUCCUGCCAAAAAAGCUGCUGUUUCUGUUGCCUGGCUGGCUGCACCAACUGUGCCAAGGGCUGUGUCUGCAAAGAGCCUCUGUCGAAUAAGUGCAGCUGUUGCAGCUAA